AUGUCGGUCUCCGAAGACCUCAUCAAUUUCGACGUGAUCGAGUCACAGAAAGAGAACAUCCAGUCGCUCCCAGGUGGACGAUCAGCACGAGCCCUCGCCCAGAUAUUUUCGUCGGGAAGCAAGGGUGAUAAGUUUGCUUCUCCAUCCCCGAACGACACGAAAACGCUCAACGACGCCAUCAGACAAGAGUAUGAAGCCGAAAUUCAAGCAAGCGUCGACUCCGACGACCCUCUCGACGUAUACGAUCGUUAUGUCAAGUGGACGCUGAACGCGUAUCCCUCGGCGCAGGCAACUCCAGAGUCUGGGCUCCUUCCCCUGCUGGAGCGAGCAACCAAGGCCUUUCUUACCACACCACAUUAUAAGAAUGACCCUCGUUAUCUGCGACUAUGGUUGCACUACAUAAGACUUUUCUCCGAUGCCCCGCGAGAGACAUUUGCAUUCCUUGCGCGACAUCAUGUGGGCGAGGGUCUGGCGCUCUUCUAUGAGGAGUACGCGGCUUGGCUGGAAGGCGCUGGACGAUGGACGCAAGCAGAAGAAGUCUACAAGUUGGGCAUAGAGCGCGAAGCACGUCCGGUAGAGAGGCUGAUUCGCAAAUUCGGCGAAUUCAAAACUCGAUUCGAACAGAGGCCUCGGGGCAGUGACGGACCUUCUUCACCUGCUCUGCCAACAGUCCGUCCGGCGUUGGCGGCAAAAGUUGACCCCUUCUCCUCUGCGCGAACUGCGCCAGCAGACUCUCAAGCUCAGCGGCAAAGGGCUGGCAUUGGAGGAGGCUCAACUACCAGAUCCGGAAAGCCCAAGCUUGCUGUCUUCUCUGAUGCAGACGCCUCAGCUGGUAGUCAACCUGCUGUGAGCGCACAGUCAAAAGGAUGGGAGAGCAUUGGAUCGCUUCGGGAAAGACGAAAAGAGAACACAAUGGAGGCGAAGCCGUGGGUUGGAGAGACCUUGAAGACGGAAAAGAGGUCACGACCGGUUGAGAAGAUGACGAUUUACAGGGAUGAGUCAGCUUCAGAUGCACAAGAUGAAUCACAAGGUCAACGCAAGAUUCCCGACCAUCAUGUAAGAGAAGCAGUAAAUCCACGAACCGGUAGGAGAGAGCGCGUCUUUGUGAACCUUGAAGCCGUAUAUCCGGAUUACAAGAAUCCCGGCUAUGAGAUAAGUUUCGAGGAACUCCGGGCGAUCAGCCGGGGCUGGAUGCAGAAAGACUGGAGUUUACAGAAAAAGGCACUGAAAGAAAUCUCAGGAAAUGCCACAAGUCGAAAUCCACCCCUUCAGGAUUACAAGCAGCAGAGCACAGACAAGGCCUUGGAGGGGGACAUGAACCAAAGACUCGCAAUUCGAGAGAAGUCCUCGCAUCAAACAGAGACAGUAGAACUCCAGGAGGAACCUCGUGAUGGCAAAUCCAGCAAGGCUAGAAAGAUCAAGGUGCGGGAGAUUGGCGAGACAAUCACAAUUAAAACAAACCUGGACUCUCCGACUGGACCCAAGUUAAAGCGCAAAAACACGUCAGAGCCAACCAUGACCUUCCACACUCGCGCUGCAACAGAUGAAAUCUAUAGCAUAUUUAAUCAGCCACUGAAAUCAGAGAUUGCUAAUACAGAUCACGGUGACAGCCUAUGCGAGAGUGACUAUGAGGAUGAUGGUUAUACUAGCGCGGGUGAAAGUACUGGGACUGGUCGGGUGUCUGCAGGCACAAGUGAAUUCGGGGAUGACGAGACCAGUACGCUAAGGAGGACAAAUGAAGACGAUGAGGAUGAUGAGGAUACAGACAGUGUCGAUGCUGGUGAAUGGACUGAAUUUUCAACCAGCAAGCAUGUCCCUAAAAUCUCUGAUGGUGAACACCCUGAAAGCACCCAGGGUGACAACCUGGAUGCAACAGAACCUGACUGCGUCUCCAAUGGUCAGUUUCCAGAUGAAACCUAUCUAUCUCCGCUUGCUAACAGCGCUCCAGAGCCAAGGAGAGAGAGAUUUAUCCCAGAGAUGCCUGAGGACUACAACCCCCCUGUUGGCCUAUACCGCGAUGCUGCUAUGAUGGCACCGAAUCGACUGCCUUUCAUGACCCCCAUCAUUGAGAGGACAGAAAACUCUCUUCCUUCUAUGACAGCUGCAAGAAAUCACUACGACACGAAAACACCAUGCAAGCCUGUGCCAGAGGCAAACCACACGCCCCCUGGUCUACCAGUUGGAGAUCUCCUGGGUUCUAGCCCAGUUGCAGACGUCACAGAAUUAAAAGGUCAAGACUUGUCCGUUGAUGUUGGGGACUUUUCGCCAAUCCCUGUAAAGAAAUUGCGACGUUCCCCUGAAAAGCAUGGCUCGUCAAAGAACAUUUUUGAGAAGGCAUUCAUCAUCAAAGAAGCGCAAUGCGACCCUACGGACAGGGGCAUCCGCAAUAAGAUUCUCAAAUCUAUUGAUCCACCUUUGGCAUCUUACACUGGAUAUCACGACCACUCUGACGUGUGCGGCAACCAUGCGGCGGACAUUCAGAAAUUUGUCAAGGCCCUGAAAAAGCCCUCGAGAAGUGGAGACAAGGCAGCAUUCAAUGCUCCAGUUCUCAGGUUUAAGGGUGCAGACCGAAACUACACUAUCAGGCGAGAGCUAGGAGCUGGAGCUUAUGCCCCCGUGUAUCUUGCUGAGAGUGUGGACAGUGUCGACAAUGACUCGUCUGCAGACAACGAAAGUGACGUCGUCAAUGCCAACAACAAGCGUUGCUUUUCUCCAAACGGCAGUAGCAGCAGAUGGCAGCGCACUAUGUAUCGGCAAGAUCUCGAGGCCAUAAAGGUGGAGACUGAUCCACCGAACGCGUGGGAGUUUUACAUGAUCAGGAUUGCGCACGAUCGGUUGCGCAACUCGCCACAGCAUUCUCGAGCGGCAGAAAGCAUUGUUCAGGCCCAUGAGUUCCACCUCUUCAAAAACCAAUCGUUCCUUGUGGAGGACUACCGUGGUCAAGGCACAUUGUUGGAUCUCGUCAACAUCGUCCGCACGGAAGCCAUCACGAGCACGGGGAACGCUGAAGCUGGAAUGGACGAAGUUUUGGCCAUGUUCUUUGCCGUCGAGCUCUUCAGGACCGUGGAGGGACUCCAUGCAUGCGGUAUCCUGCACGGUGACAUUAAACCGGACAACUGUCUCGUCCGAUUUGACGACAAGUCCAAGGCUAGUCUUCCCACGCCUCCAAGUGAGUCUCUCAUCGACCUCGAAGACGACGACGCCAUGGCGGAUCCCAGCGAAGUCCACUAUUCGCCACGGGGCCGAUGCAACUGGCGCCAGCGAGGCCUCACGCUCAUCGACUUUGGGCGAGGAAUCGACAUGCGCGCGUUCCAGCCCGGCGUGCAGUUCAUCGCCGAGUGGGAGAUAGGGGAACACGAGUGCAACGAAGUGCGCGAGAUGAGGCCGUGGACGUAUCAGAUCGAUCUGUACGGUGUCGCCGUGACGAUCCACACCAUGCUCUUUGGCAAAUACCUCGAAUCAGUCCCCGACAAUUCCAGGAGGAAUUCUUCCAACGGCAACGGCGCGAAAAGGUACCGCAUUCGAGAAUCCCUGAAACGCUACUGGGACCGCGAGAUCUGGAACGAUGUUUUCGAUCUCUUGCUGAAUCCUGGCGCCGAUCGCUGGGUUCAGAUGGAGCAGGAGGGGAACAAUAACAACAACAACAACAACAAUAACAACAGCACCAUACUCCCCGUGCUAAACUCGAUGCGAUACGUCCGCGAAAAGAUGGAGGCGUGGUUAGUCGCCAAUGCCGAGAAGAAGGGUCUCUCGCUGCAGAUCCGCAAGUUGGAGGCUCAUCUAUCUCGAAGGAAGGAGAAACUUGAUCGAGAGAAGUGA
Messenger RNA from Rasamsonia emersonii CBS 393.64, 3819 nucleotides. RefSeq names its product Checkpoint protein kinase (SldA). Gene Ontology annotation, molecular function: protein kinase activity; ATP binding. NCBI's taxonomy places the organism in Eukaryota, Fungi, Ascomycota, Eurotiomycetes, Eurotiales, Trichocomaceae. The transcript is spliced from 3 exons. The coding region runs from base 1 to 3819 and encodes 1272 amino acids. The record is from RefSeq and is a predicted model, not a curated record. Gene Ontology annotation, biological process: meiotic sister chromatid cohesion, centromeric; protein phosphorylation; mitotic spindle assembly checkpoint signaling.